GUCCGUUGGGCCUGCCCAGACGAAACUUCGAAAGGAUGGGUUAGGGACUGGGCCGGGCUUCGUUCAGGCGGCGUUUGAGGCAGCCCCACCGGGGUCCUCCUGGGGCCUUCCUCCCUUUGAACUGCGGUGGCGGGCGGGCUCACGGUCUCCUGCACCUCUCAGAGUAGGGGCCGCCAUCACCAUGGCCACGGCUGCUAGUCGGCCCUGCUUCGGCGGGUCGCGGGACAUCUUGUGGCGCGUUUUGGGCUGGAGGAUAGUUUCAAGUACUGCCUGGUCAGUGCUGCUUCUACCCAUCUGUACCACAGUAUUUAUCAUCUUCAGCAACAUUGACUUAUUUCAUCCUAUACAGUGGCUGUCUGAUUCUUUCAAUGAUCUGUAUAGUUCCUAUAUAAUCUUUUACCUCCUGCUGCUGUCAGUGAUAAUAGUAAUAAUAAAUAUUUUCAAUGUGGAGUUCUAUGCAGUUGUGCCUUCCAUUCCCUGCUCCAGAUUGGCGCUGAUCGGGAAGAUCGUUCAUCCUCAGCAGCUCAUGCACUCAUUUAUUCACGCUGCCAUGGGAAUGAUGGUGGCUUGGUGUGCGGCAGUGAUCACCAAGGGCCGAUACAGUUUUCUUGUGGUUCCCUGCUCUGGUACUAAGAGCUUAGAUAACCCUGCUGCACAAACCUGCUUAAAUGAAUAUCACCUUUUUUUCCUACUGGCUGGAGCAUUUAUGGGCUAUAGCUAUAGCCUCCUGUAUUUUAUUAACAACAUGAACUAUCUUCCAUUUCCCAUCAUACAGCAAUACAAGUUCUUGCGCUUUAGGAGAUCUCUGCUCUUAUUAGUUAAACACAGUUGUAUGGAAUCACUGUUCCUGAUUAGAAAUUUCUGCAUUGUGUAUUAUUUUCUUGGUCAUAUUCCUAAAGCUUGGAUUAGCACAGCUAUGGACCUUCAGAUGGAUGAGCAAUUUCAUAGGCCUCUUGACUCUGUGAGUGGCCUCUUGAAUCUCUCAUUACUCUACCAUGUCUGGUUAUGUGGUGUCUUUCUCCUGACGACUUGGUACAUCUCAUGGAUGCUCUUUAAAAUCUAUGCCACAGAGGCUCAUCUGUUCCCUAUUCAACCACCAUUUGCAGAAGAGUCAGAUGAAUGCCUCCCGAAAGUUUUAAACAGCAAUCCUCCCCUCAUCAUAAAGUAUUUGGCCUUGCAGGACCUGAUGUUGCUUUCUCAAUAUUCUCCUUCACGAAGACAAGAAGUUUUUAGCCUUAGCCAACCAGGUGGACAUCCCCACAAUUGGACAGCCAUUUCAAGGGAGUGUUUGAAUCUUUUAAAUGAUAUGACUCAAAAACUAGUUCUCUACCAAGAAGCUGCUGCUACGAAUGGGAGAGUAAUAUCUUCUUCAUACCCAGUGGAACCUAAGAAAUUGAAUUUUCCAGAAGAAACUACUUUUCAGACCCCAAAAUCUAGCCAGAUGCCUCAACCGUCAGUGCCACCAUUAGUUAAGACAUCACUGUUUUCCUCAAAAUUAUCUACACCUGAUGUUGCAAGUCCCUUUGGAACCCCAUUUGGCUCUGGUGUAAUGAAUCGGAUGGCUGGAAUUUUUGAUGUGAACACCUGCUGUGGGUCACCUCAAAGUCCUCAGCUAAUAAGAAGAGGGCCAAGAUUAUGGACUUCUGCUUCUGGUCAGCAAAUGACUGAAUUUUCUAAUCCUCCGUCUACCACUGGUAGUGCUGAGGAUAAGACAGUGAGACCGCCCAGUGUGAUUUAUUCAUGGAUGCAGAAUAAACGUGAACAGCACCCGGAGGCUUCCAUUCAAGUUGUUUUUUCAGAUGCCCAAAUGCAUAUUUGGGCAUUAGAAGGUCUAUCUCACCUAGUAGCAGCAUCAUUUACAGAAGAUAGAUUCGGGGCUGUGCAGACCACACUACCAGCUAUUCUUAAUACUUUGUUGACGCUGCAAGAGGCAGUUGACAAGUACUUCAAGCUCCCUCAUGCUUCCAGUAAGCCACCUCGGAUUUCAGGAAGCCUUGUGGAUACUUCUUAUAAAACAUUAAGAUUUGCAUUUAGAGCAUCAUUAAAAACUGCUAUCUAUCGAAUAACUACUACCUUUGGUGAACAUCUGAAUGCUGUGCAAGCAUCUGCAGAACAUCAGAAAAGACUUCAACAGUUCUUGGAGUUCAAAGAAUAGUUAAGUAAUAUAAACUGUGUUCAUUACACUGCUGAUACAACUACAGAUGGGACAGUAAAUGUUCAGCAUUCUUGGAUCAGAAGAAAAUGGACUAAUUAGAUGCUUCCUUUGUCGUGGUGGUUGCUUUGAAAACUAUACUUUAAUGGGAGAAAUCAUGGAAAGAAAUUCUCAACAGAAAAACUGAAAACGGCCUUUUCUGUACCAGUUGCUUUUUGUGUGUGUGGUAUAAUAAAAUCUUCAUUCAAUUUUACAGAAGCAUCUAUGACAGUAGAAAUGUCUCUAGCUUAUAUAGCUUAAUCAUAAUAACUAGAAAAUGUUUAGAAUUUAUUUUUGAGAGGGUUAGAGCCAGUUCAGAAGGUAAAAUAGGUUGACUUGAUCCAGUCUUCCUUCGUUCUGAGAGUUUAGCUCUCUGUAAACUCAAGAUACAUAAACUUCUUUAGAGAAGUGUCUGUUUACUAAAGGAUAAAAAUGGUAACACUGGAGAAAAGUUCACAGAAAAAAAAAUACUGUCUAAAGGACAUAUUUUGUUAAUCUGUUAGGUUGUGUUUUUGUUUCCAGGAACAAAUUAAAUUUGCAUGAUUGUCCAAAAAAGGUCUCAAUUUACAGAUGCUAACUCUAUAUAAAGGAAUGUGGAAAAAUUCAGUUCUUAAGUUACAGGAUGAAGCAUUUGCAUUUGGUUUUUGAAAGACAAUCGACUGCCAUCUAUGAAUUUAUUUUGUACCAUGUUAGUAAACAAUACGUAUACGGUGAUUUUCCCAGCCAGUUUUACUUUCUUUUUCUGGAACAAAACACUAAGUGAUUGCAGAGUUUUUUAAGUGAGAGAAAAAGUUUUGCAAGAAGAAUGAGGAAACGUUUCUUUUUUCCCCACCCUUCAUCUUCAUUAGAUCAAAUUAUUUUGUGAAGCUGUUUUGGCCUCACAAAGGGAGUAGUCUUUGCUGUGUCAACUGGCUAAUUCAAAUAUAUUGGAAAAAUCUUUACAGCCAGAAACAACUUAGUCAUCAAAUAGCAAGUGAGUCCAAGAUAUCAGGGGGAUUACUUGAGAGCAUGUUGUAUGUCCCAAAGUUGAGCAAGGUGAUUUUAUAAUUUAUUUGCUCAACUUUUUUGGAGAUGAGAGAUUGGAAAUCCUACUGGUAGAUACUCACUGGAUUAACUUUGGGCUGAAAUGGUCCCUUGUAAUUUUGUUCCUAUUAUCUUUUCCCUCUAGUGAUCCCCAAUAUUUUCUUUAGUCAGCACAGUAUUGUAUAUGAAUCUUUUAUGUGGUAUAUAUGUCUACAGUUUGUCUGAUUGCUUGACGUAUUGUAUCUUUAUUCCCUUCAUUUGUUGCCCCAUCAGCCGGCACAUUCCAAAUUAUAAAUGAAUCCUGAUGGCCUUUAAAGAGUCUUUAUGAGACAGUUCCCCAAUUGUCAAGUGUUUGGAGGAUUUCGCUAUUGUCAUUGCUUUUUUUUCCCCCCUGAAGUGAAGUUGAUCUCUUUUUUGAAUAUGAAUUUUGAAUGUCAUAGUUCCUUACAGAUGACCAGACAAUUGUGGCUAGGUUGACUGAGAACUGUUGUGUUCCGUAUUUUAAAUCCAUUGAGCUUUUUAUAUCCCAUUCCCUGUGCUGCCCCUGGCUGAGGCAUUUUUGGGAGAACAGGACGCUUCACCUUCUGCUUCCAUUAAAGAAUUGUGGUAUUUAACCCACUGUAUUCCUUAGAAUGACGACGGGAUGAUUCCUUUAAAUUUUGACUUAGAUAAAAUGUCUGGCUAAGUUUAGAUUUUUGCCAUUUCUUCCCAAAUACUUUGGGCAAAAUUACCUUUGAUGAGCAAUGUGAACAUUUUUGAGGUGUUCAUUCCUAUUUUCUCUCCAGAGAGUGCGCUUUGUACAAAGUAUGGGUCACAUAAAGUGAAACUGCCUUCCCAAAUCUGGAUUGUAUUUAGUUGGUUCAGUUCUUUUCCCCAUUUGUGUGUUGAUGAUCUCCACACCAUCUGGUGGGGUAGGGUGUAGCUCCAUCACCUGUUAUUAAAAAGAGCUGCUUCUCCUAUGUGCAAGGAGGAGUUUCGUAGGCAGGCCAAGAAGAGAGAAGCAUUUCCUUUGAUGAAGUCACAUCUUGCCUGUGUGCCCACUGAUGCUAACACGGGCCUGAAAAGUAGAGUGUUCUUUAAAAGCUUUUCUCUGUCAGUGUAAAACAUGAUUCUAUCAGCCCUUGUAAUGUUUGCUUGACUCUUACAGAAGAUAUAAAUCCGUAUAACUUCUUUCCUAGAGAACCAGGAAGCUGUCCUAGAAUAAACUUUGUGCAGUUGAGUGGACAUGGAUAAGUAAGAAUUUGUUACUUUGCCAGAUUUCGUCCUUGGUAAUUGUUUUGUAUGUCUUCCUGUAAAUAUGGUAAUGUGUUUAUAUCCUUUUGUAUAUCACUAACACUGAAUUGGGUAGACAAAUAA
Molecule: messenger RNA, 4570 nt
Organism: Rhinolophus ferrumequinum (greater horseshoe bat)
Lineage: Eukaryota; Metazoa; Chordata; Mammalia; Chiroptera; Rhinolophidae
Gene: NDC1
Product: NDC1 transmembrane nucleoporin
Exons: 17
Coding region: 182-2155 (657 amino acids)
Biological process (GO): nuclear pore organization
Cellular component (GO): nuclear pore transmembrane ring
Molecular function (GO): protein-macromolecule adaptor activity
Source: RefSeq, a predicted model, not a curated record